Messenger RNA from Colossoma macropomum (tambaqui), 1669 nucleotides. It is a transcript of the gene nek11, whose product is annotated as NIMA-related kinase 11. The coding region runs from base 74 to 1669 and encodes 531 amino acids. The record is from RefSeq and is a predicted model, not a curated record. The transcript has 15 exons. Gene Ontology annotation, molecular function: protein kinase activity; ATP binding. Gene Ontology annotation, biological process: protein phosphorylation. NCBI's taxonomy places the organism in Eukaryota, Metazoa, Chordata, Actinopteri, Characiformes, Serrasalmidae.
CACGGAAGUAGACUCCACGGAGCAGAGCAGCCGGCCGCAUAAACAAACACAGAGGGUCACCCAGUAGGUCGACAUGCCUAAAUUCCGUGAACUCGGAGCCCAUUCUUCUCAUCAUUACCAAAAUCCUCUGCCUCCUGGGCCUUGCAAGCUAAUUGCCAGCAGAUACGUCGUUCAGCAGAGCCUGGGGAGGGGCAGUUUCGGCUCUGUUUUUCUCAUUAAGGACACCAAAGCGGCGCUGGGAGAAGAACUGAAGGUGCUGAAGGAAAUCCCGGUGGGGGAUCUGAAGCCCGACGAGACGGUGAAGGCCACGCAGGAGGCUCAGCUCCUCUCCCAGCUCCACCACCCAGCCAUCCUCAAGUUCUACACCAGCUUCCUGGAGAGAGACGCCUUCUGUAUCAUCACAGAGUACUGUGAGGACAGAGAUCUGGACUGUAGGCUGGAGGAGUUGCGGGUGGAGGGGAAAACUCUGUCCGAGCUUCAGGUCACUCAGUGGCUUGUCCAGCUGUUGCUCGGGGUCAACUACAUGCACGAGAGGCGGAUACUUCACCGAGAUCUGAAGGCCAAGAAUGUGUUUCUGAAGAGGAAUAAUGUGAAGAUAGGUGACUUUGGAGUGUCGUGCUUGCUGAUAGGGUCGUGUGACCUGGCCACUACAUUCACGGGAACGCCAUACUACAUGAGUCCAGAAGCCCUCAGUCACCGUGGUUAUGACUCCAAAUCUGACAUAUGGUCUUUAGGCUGUAUUCUGUACGAGAUGUGCUGUUUGAAACACGCCUUUGAGGGUCAUAACUUCCUGUCCGUGGUGCUGAAGAUUGUAGAGGGCGCCACGCCGUCACUUCCGGAGAAAUACUCACCGGAGCUGAACACUUUACUGCAGAGGAUGUUGGAGAAGAAUCCCUCGUGCAGGAUCUCUGCAGCGGAUGCUCUGAGCAGCAGUUUUCUGGAGGAACUCACUCAGACUGUGAAACAGCAGUUUUCGGACCUGAUGCUGAUCGACAGAACAGAAGGGGAGGAGAGAGAUGUUUCACAGAUUGCUAAAGCGCUGCAGAAGAAGGUGCACCUGCAGACCCUCAGAGAAAGAUCAGAGGUUGAGAAGAUGAGCCCUCGAGAGCGGAUGAGGCUGCGGAAGCUGCAGGCUGCGGACGAAAGGGCCAGGAAGCUGAAACAAAUCGUGGAGGAGAAAUAUCAGGAGAACCACCAUCGCAUGAUGGAGCUUCGCUCCAGACACUUCCAGAAAAUCAGUGUGAAUGUUUUAAAGGAGAAACCUGAGGACGCUGACUGCCAGAGGCAGCCAAUCACAGACCAGAAUUUUACUAGCAGCCACUGUGGACCAAUGGGAGAGCAGCUUGCUGACAGGUUGAACAUGUCUGAGCAAACAGAACGUGACAUUCCUGACGACCCCCAGGCCGCAGAGGCGUACUACUGCGAGGACGGGUUCGAGUCCUGCUCGGAUGAAGACGAUUCCUCUGCAGCUCCGUCCUCCUCCGCCCGUUUCUGCCAGACGUCCGGACAGGACAGUGAUCUAGAAGCCAUGGUGAGACACAUGGAGAAUGUUCUGGAUGAGAAAUACAGCAGGGAAGCAGAGAGUAGUGACCCUCAGUCUGGUCUGCAAAGCAUGUCCAGUAUCAACACUGCAAUGGCUGAGAGCAGAAUACAACACAUCAGAGAGUGA